Messenger RNA from Racocetra persica, 624 nucleotides. NCBI's taxonomy places the organism in Eukaryota, Fungi, Glomeromycota, Glomeromycetes, Diversisporales, Gigasporaceae. The record is from the annotation of a GenBank genome assembly.
AUGGCUACUGGAAAAGGAUCUGGCUCAAAGUUAAACCGUCUUCAAUUUAAACAAAAACUUGUAACAUCGUCAGCAAAACCAAUUACUACACAAGAGCUGCUAAAACGUCUAAAGAAUUUAUUUGGGGAAAUUUCUAAAACGGAUCAAGAAGAGAUUGAAACUGAAUCUUUGAAGACUGUGACUCGUGAACUUAUACAUAAUACUCUGCUCUCCCAUAAAGAUAAAGGUGUGAAAGCUUACGUCGCUUGUUGUAUAUCUGAUCUUUUGAGACUUUACGCGCCGGAUGCUCCAUAUACUGAUAAGGAACUAAGGAUCAUUUUUGAAUUUUUUGUUCGCCAAUUUCAAAACGUCGCCGACACAAAUGGAACAUAUUUCGAUCUUUAUUUUCAUUUGCUCGAAAAUUUGGCUAGGGUAAAGAUAGUCUUGUUAAUAUUGGAUUUACAAAAUCAUGAAGAGCUUUUAUGUGAUUUAUUCAAAAUCAUAUUCGACAUCGUCAGACCGGAUAUGUCAAAUACUGUUCGCUUGCAUAUGGCGGACAUUCUUGAGCAGUUAAUAAAUGAAAGUCAUUCAUUACCUCAGGAUGUCAUCGAUAUUAUACUUGCACAAUUCUUACAAAAACGAAAA